CAAACUUUUCUAGCGUGUGAGCAACUUGUUUCCCUCUCGUCUAACAUCCCUAAUGUCCUAGGACAUAAAACCCAUUAGAAGUCUUCUAGCUUCCACAAUAAAAUUACGUUUCCCGGCACCGUCAUCAUUUCCACCUAACGCAGCAAUAAUCUCCAGAGCAUCUCCCUCUAAUAUCAUAGAUUGCAUGCCCAAGAAGCGACCGAAUUCAGCUGCUUGUUGUGCACCAUAUGCUUCUGCAAUAACGGGAUCCGAUAUGUAGCGCUGAACAGAGCAUAAGGAAGCAAGAACCUUCCCCUCAGAAUCUCGAGCUAUUAACCCCACCCCUAUUAAUUUCUACGUGCGGUCCAGAGCAGAGCCCCAUUUCAGCUUAAUGGUUGUAGGAGGUGGUUGGGACCACUGAACUGGCGGAGGAGGUGGUAUUUGUUGUUCACCCGGAGAAGCUUGAACGAGAAUUUUUCAAUACUCUUCAAGAGCUUCUACUGUGCUUUUCAUCGAACAGUUGGGGGGUACAAACUCUCCUUCAAACACUUGUCGAUUCCGCCUAAACCAGAUCCGUUGAGCAACCAUUGCUAUCAGUUCAACAUCUCCCUUCUCCAUUCUAGAGCUCAGACUCCCAAAUAAAGUCAGGAAAUCGACUUCCAUGACAUUACUUUUGUGAAUUCAAGUGGGGCACUCGGUCCAGACAGCUUUGGGCAGCAGCAGAAUUCCAGAUGGCAUGGGUGGUGGAUUCGACUUCCUUCCCACACACGGGACAAAGGGGAUCAUCCACAACGCGACGCCUGCGUAAAUUUUCCUUGGUAGGAAAUAUUUUGUUGCAUAGAAGCUUCCAAAUGGGAGUGUUUGAAGAUAGAGCUGAACAGCUACCUCGACUACAAGCUUGGCGGUCAACCUCAAGAUGGUAUGCACUGUGUACAAUGAACUGCCCUGUUGUGGUGCCAGCUCAAAUCAACCUAUCAUGCAUCACCCGAGGACUGACGGAAAUGUUGCAGAUGUGGUCAACUAAUUCUGCAGGAAAGACUUGCUCUAUAAGAGACAUUAAUUCUAUCUUCUGGGUAUCACAAUGCCACUAUAGGCACGGUGUGAAGCAACCAAGAAAUCCAUGGUCAGAUGGUCCGGAAUACAUCACACAGUGUCCCAUUCAACCUGGAUCAAACUUCACGUAUGAGGUUAUAUUUUCUAAUGAGGAAGGAACCCUUUGGUGGCAUGCUCAUAGCGAUUGGACACGAGCCACUGUUCAUGGUGCCAUAGUUGUGUUGCCGCCUAUUGGAUCCACCUAUCCAUUUGCCAACCCGGACGAAGAAAAUAUCCUUGUGCUCGCGGCCUGGUACACUGGAGAUUUGAAGGAGUUGGUGGAUGAGGCCUUGAUAACCGGUAAUGACUUGCCCAUGUCCGAUGCUUAUACAAUAAAUGGCGAGCCAGGAGAUUUUUGUCCUUGCUCCAAGGCAACGACGUACCAUUGGAUGGUUGAUUACAGCAAAACCUAUCUUCUCCGUUUAGUCAAUGUUGUGAUGAAUGCAGAACUCUUCUUUGCAGUUGCUGGACACAGUCUCACAAUUGUUGGGAUGGAUGGACAUUAUGUCAAACCGAUUUCCACGGAUUACAUCAUGAUAAGCCCGGGACAAACAAUGGAUGUCUUACUCACAGCAAACCAGUCUCUUGGCCUUUAUUAUAUUGCUGCUAGACAUUACUCAAGCGAAGACCCUUCCGUUACCGCAUUUGACUACGUCAAUACAACUGCAGUUUUACAAUAUAGAGGCAAUUAUACUAUCCCAACAUCUCCUGACUUUCCCAGUACACUUCCUUCUUAUUUGGACUUCAUCGCUGCCCUGAACUUCACCAAUCGUAUAAGGAGCUUGGCGAACAAAGACUACCCAGUAAAUGUGCCCCUGAACAUAACUGAGAGAAUGUAUAUUACAGUUUCCAUGAAUUCUCUAUAUUGUCCAACCUGUACAGGAGGGCUUGAUGAUGCAAUAAUAGCUACAAGCAUGAAUAACAUAAGUUGGGUCAAUCCAAGUACUACUGACGUGCUACACGCCUACUACAGGAAUAUCAGUGGGGUUUACACCACAGACUUCCCGGACUAUCCGCCUUCAUACUAUAACUUUACGGGUGAUGAAUUUUCGGAAAACAUUGAUUUAACAGUGCAAGGGAGCAAGGUGAAGGUGUUGAACUAUGGCGAGGCAGUGGAGAUAGUUUUUCAAGGGACUAACGUGCUAAAGGGCUCGAUGAAUCAUCCGAUGCAUUUGCAUGGAUAUAGCUUCUAUGUAGUCGGAACAGGUUUUAAUAACUUUGAUAAUGAGACAGAUCCAAAAGGGUUUAAUUUGGUUGAUCCUCCAGAAGUGAAUACCUUUGGAGUUCCUAAGAAGGGAUGGCUUGCCAUCAGAUUUGUUGCAAAUAAUCCAGGUGUGUGGUUUUGGCAUUGUCAUUUUGAUCGACAUCUGAGUUGGGGUAUGAAUACUGUAUUUAUAGUAAAGAAUGGGGGCACUACUGAGACAAGCAUCCGCCAGCCCCCUGUUUACAUGCCUUCUUGUAAAAGUUCCGUUAAGAUCUUGGAUGCGAAACAAUGAUGGGUUGGAUGAGGAAGUGAUGCGGAAGGAAAGAAUACUUGAUUCGGUCAAGUAGUUUUAUUAGUUAAUUGGGUUAUUAGUUUUAAGUUAUGCUUUAUUUAAUUUUUAGGAGUGAAGGGAAUUCAAUAAAUGGGUGUGUUCCCCCUAUGUUUUAGUUGUGUGAGUCUAUUUAAGCAUGCUUUAUACUUCUAUAAAGACAUAUUUGAUGGAAUAAAAUUAAGAGAAAGUGAUUUUCUCUUUCCUUC
Messenger RNA from Alnus glutinosa, 2812 nucleotides. Its product is annotated as laccase-15-like. The transcript has 6 exons. Gene Ontology annotation, molecular function: copper ion binding; hydroquinone:oxygen oxidoreductase activity. The coding region runs from base 711 to 2567 and encodes 618 amino acids. The record is from RefSeq and is a predicted model, not a curated record. Gene Ontology annotation, biological process: lignin catabolic process. NCBI's taxonomy places the organism in Eukaryota, Viridiplantae, Streptophyta, Magnoliopsida, Fagales, Betulaceae. Gene Ontology annotation, cellular component: apoplast.